GCUGGGGUUAACGGCCUCUCACCAGGCGCCUGCGCACCGGGGGCGGUUGCGGCCUCGACGGGACGGGAGGCAGCGGAGGCUGUAUAUCUAAGAAAAGAUGGCAGACCCCUGGCAAGAAUGUAUGGAUCAUGCAGUUGCUUUAGCAAGGAAAGCCGGAGACAUGAUUCGUGGAGCACUCAAAGAAGAAAUAUCUGUUAUGACUAAAAGUUCGCCGGUAGAUUUGGUGACAGAAACCGAUCAAAAAGUAGAAAACUUCAUUAUUUCUUUGAUAAAAGAAAAGUAUCCUUCUCACAGCUUCAUCGGGGAAGAAUCUGUUGCAGCUGGAGAAGGCAGCAUUUUGACAGAUAACCCCACAUGGAUUAUUGACCCUGUUGAUGGAACUACCAACUUUGUACACAGGUUUCCAUUUGUGGCAGUUUCAAUUGGCUUUGUUGUAAACAAAAAGAUAGAGUUUGGAAUUGUGUAUAGUUGCAUAGAAGACAAGAUGUACACUGCCAGAAGAGGAAAGGGUGCAUUUUGCAAUGGUCAAAAACUUAAAGUAUCAGGCCAAGAAGACAUUACAAAAUCCCUUUUAGUAACAGAAUUGGGCUCAAAUCGUGAUCCAGAGACUAUAAAAAUAAUUCUUUCCAACAUGGAAAGACUUCUCAGUAUUCCUAUUCACGGGAUUAGAGCGGUUGGCACAGCAGCUGUGAACAUGUGCCUUGUGGCAACGGGAGGAGCCGAUGCCUAUUACGAGAUGGGGAUUCACUGCUGGGAUAUGGCAGGGGCUGGAAUCAUCGUUACUGAGGCAGGGGGGGUACUGCUAGAUGUCUCAGGUGGACCAUUUGAUUUGAUGUCUCGAAGAAUAAUUGCAGCAAGUAGUCGGGCUAUAGGAGAGAGAAUUGCCAAAGCCCUCCAAAUAAUUCCUCUGAGAAGGGAUGAUGCGACUGACUGAACACCAAACCUACAGCUUCCAUGUAAUUAUACACUGUUGUCUCAUACUCCCAUGUGGUCGUUGUUCUACACCUUGAACCUGAUAAAAAGAUAGAGAAAUAGAUGGUAGUCUUUCAGCACUGGUGGGACUGUUAAGUAGUGUUUUGGGAUUGGACCAACGUUCUAAGUAAGCUUUUACUGUUAAGUGUUUCAUUUAACAUCACAAUUACAUAAAGAUCUCUAAAAAGAAGCAAAUAUAUACAGCUAAUAGUUUCAAGUUCUAUACUGCACUGGAAGGCGUACGAGAGACUCUUUGAUGUAUAGAUAAGCAAAGAUAAUUUAUACUUGUGGAACUCUGGUUCCACAAAUGACAAAACAAAAUUCAUUGUCUUAGCACCACAUCAUCGCAUCUGAUCCUGAACCCCCAAAGAUGAAGGCAUUAGUGUUUAUCCAGUCUUUCUCUACCCUGUCUGUUGAUCAGUGCCAUCAGUGUAUCCAUUUCCUUCCCUGGUUAGAGUUUUUGUAGAGGUAGCUCACACAUUUUCAAACUUUCUUUAGCUGCUUCUGGUUUUGGCCCUAAUUUAAAGCUGUUAUUACUUAGCUGUCAUGGUUUUUGUAUUCAUCAUUCUACCUUUCUUACGGUAGGUAAACACAUCCUAUUCUUUAGGCUCUUAUGUGGCCAGUAUGCUUGCAGAUUUAUUACAGUUGCUAAAAUAAUAUGUUUUGUACCAGAAAAUAUGCACAUCUCCCAGAAAUAAGUUGUGAGCACAACUUCUAUCACCAAAUGGAUUUACUGUACAUUGAGGUGAAGUGUGAUUUGCAUUUGACCAUUGGAAUCAGCUGAUACUAGGUCCCCUGCAUUAUUCUUGGCAGGUGUAACUCCUGUUAAUUUUGCUUAGGAUUCUCCAUGGAUGAGUGUCUUUCAAAGUCUAAGGAAUUAUUAAAAUUCAAGAGAGUUUUCAGUAACUCAGCUCACAAAAAUAUAAGCCUAUAGUCCAGAUUUUUUUACGUCAUUUUCUGUAAGUUAUAAAAGCACUGACCGACCAGGAUCAGGUUUCCAUUGUGUUAUAGAGUGUACAGGCACAAAAGAAAUACACAUCUAAACCUAGAGGGUUUAUAAAUAUAAGAAAUGUUAGUAAUUUCAUUCUUGGUGUCAGUUGUUCUAAACUUUGAAAAUUGUACUGGUUCUUUGAAUUUUUGUAUUGAAGGUUUUUAAAAGUAUUGGUGUACUCUUCAAAUAAUUACUGCAUUUAAAAAAAAUAUUUAACUUAGAUAAAUGUUUAGACUGAUUUUUCCACAUUUCCUAAAGAAAGUUGUCUCAUUGGUAGUCCAGUAAAGACACAGCAGUGCUAUGGAAACUCUGGCUUCUUGUACUGCUGUCCUGCUAUUUUUAUUUUGGGAAACAGUGUUCUCUGUUUUGAAGUUUCAGCAGAUCUCUUACUGUAAAUUCCAGUCUUUUGUAUCAGUUGAUUUUUGCAGAAAUAUUUAAUUUGAAGUUGUAUCUAAUGCCAGACAAUUAACAUUAAUGAGAUUUAAAGGUCUUGUCAAAAAGCCAGGCUUACGUUAAGUUUACUUUUUAAGUUCCCAUUGACAAGGAUAGAAACUUUUUGAUCGUUUCAGUGUAACUGAUGUGGGAUCAUUAUUAUUUCUAGAGAAGCCUGUCUGCUGAACUAUUUGGCGCUUCAAGUUAUCUGAUUUAGUGGGAGGUGUCUCUACCCGUGGCAGGUGGGUUGGAACUAGAUGAUCUUUGAGGUCCCUUCCAACCCAGUCCAUUCUAUGAUGAUCUCUGUGGCUUUCGUAUAACAGAUUCUGCAUAAUUUUUUUUAAACUGAUUUACUUGUGAAAUGGAGACGUGUCUAAAAAAUACUUGAGAUGGGAGAACACAUUCGAAAUAAAUAUGCUUUAGUGGCAGUGGC
Messenger RNA from Calidris pugnax (ruff), 2828 nucleotides. It is a transcript of the gene IMPA1, whose product is annotated as inositol(myo)-1(or 4)-monophosphatase 1. Gene Ontology annotation, molecular function: inositol monophosphate 1-phosphatase activity. The transcript has 9 exons. NCBI's taxonomy places the organism in Eukaryota, Metazoa, Chordata, Aves, Charadriiformes, Scolopacidae. The record is from RefSeq and is a predicted model, not a curated record. The coding region runs from base 98 to 934 and encodes 278 amino acids. Gene Ontology annotation, biological process: signal transduction; phosphatidylinositol phosphate biosynthetic process; inositol metabolic process.